AAGAAACGGAUUUUUUUUUGAAGAAGAAGAAAGAAGAGAGAGAUGAGUUCAGCAAGCAGAGCAUGGGUUGUAGCAGGAAGCAUUGGGCUAGUGGAGGCACUGAAAGAUCAGGGUUUCUGCAGAUGGAACUACACCAUGAGGUCCAUAAACCAAUAUGCUAAGUCCAAUCUCAGGUCCUUCCCUCAAACUAAGAAGCUCUCCCCAUCAUCAUCAUCAUCAUCUUCAGCUAUUGUAUUAAGGAAAAUAAGAGAAGAGCAGGCACAGCAGUCUGAGGAGUCUCUGAAGAAA
Ilex paraguariensis (yerba mate) is the source of this 288-nucleotide messenger RNA. NCBI's taxonomy places the organism in Eukaryota, Viridiplantae, Streptophyta, Magnoliopsida, Aquifoliales, Aquifoliaceae. The record is from the annotation of a GenBank genome assembly.